UAUCCCUAGACUUGACGUUAAUAAUUCAUUCAUGCAGAAUGUUCCUAUAAACUUUUAUUAAUAAAAAUUAUGAUUGGCAGUGCAAAAAUAGCAUCUCAAAAGAGAUCACAGUUUAAUUUAAUCUUGGUUUAAUCAUACUGACACAUUUUUUUCCAGUCAAAUUAUGAAAGCGUGUUUCAACUUUUGUCAUCCAGCAAAAAAAGAAAAGAAGAAGCAUCAGUCAUCCAGCGAGAGUGACGACGACUCUUCCUCAGACAGCUCCUCGGACUCAGAGGAAUCAGAGAAGGAGAAGAAACGACGUAAGAAACAUAAGAAGGAACACAAGAAAAAGAAAGAACAGAAACACAAGAAGAAAGACAAGAAAGGGUCUGAUGAGGAAGAGGCUGACCCCCAAUCCGUGUCGACCAUCCGCCCAGAGGAAGUCCCGCCCAUUCCAGAAAACCGCUUCCUAAUGAGGCGAAGCCCCCAGAAGGCCAAAGAAGAGGAGCAGGGGAAAGAAAAGCACAAGGAGGACUCUGGGAAAGACAGACAAGGAGAAAGAGACAGGGAGAGAGAGAGGGAAAGGGACAGGUAGGAUGUGAUAUUUUAAUACUUCAUUCA
Sinocyclocheilus rhinocerous is the source of this 600-nucleotide messenger RNA. RefSeq names its product peptidyl-prolyl cis-trans isomerase G-like. NCBI's taxonomy places the organism in Eukaryota, Metazoa, Chordata, Actinopteri, Cypriniformes, Cyprinidae. The transcript has 2 exons. The coding region runs from base 164 to 574 and encodes 136 amino acids. The record is from RefSeq and is a predicted model, not a curated record.